Messenger RNA from Alternaria postmessia, 278 nucleotides. RefSeq lists its product as uncharacterized. NCBI's taxonomy places the organism in Eukaryota, Fungi, Ascomycota, Dothideomycetes, Pleosporales, Pleosporaceae. The record is from RefSeq and is a predicted model, not a curated record. The transcript has a single exon. The annotation marks the transcript as partial.
AUGGUCACCGAGGCACAAACGACCGAUGCUACAUUCCUUCCCCCCUCCUCCAGUGGGACCUCCCCAACUUCGACGGGAAGCGCAACCACCAGCGCGCACCGUCUCGUCACCAGGGUCACCAGAGCGCCCUCCGUGGACCCCACCACUCUGGCUACUAUUGCGCGUUCCAACAAGGAAGAACGCGACGAUCCACGCGUCUACAACAACGGCUGGCGAACCUGGAUAUCAGAGUACGAUGGCCGCAUGAUCACCGUGAAGCCCUGUGUCAAGGCUACAAG